Messenger RNA from Microstroma glucosiphilum, 3103 nucleotides. RefSeq lists its product as hypothetical. Gene Ontology annotation, cellular component: cytoplasm. Gene Ontology annotation, molecular function: protein tyrosine/threonine phosphatase activity; MAP kinase tyrosine/serine/threonine phosphatase activity. The coding region runs from base 449 to 2980 and encodes 843 amino acids. Gene Ontology annotation, biological process: protein dephosphorylation; negative regulation of MAPK cascade. NCBI's taxonomy places the organism in Eukaryota, Fungi, Basidiomycota, Exobasidiomycetes, Microstromatales, Microstromataceae. The transcript has 2 exons. The record is from RefSeq and is a predicted model, not a curated record.
CUCCCUGUCACGCCCAUUCUGUUCCAAGCCACACUCCGAGUCGUCCAAGCUUGCUGCCUGCCUGUCUGCCUGCUUGCCUGCGUCGAGGUUCGGAGCCCCCCACCAACCAGCUUGACACAAGCCUACCCUCUUGCGACGUCGCUCUCCCUUCUCCAUCUCACCUCUUCCCAAGGACAGUCAUGGUGCUGCUUGAAUGAGAGGCGCAAAGGACCUCUGCUAGCCUCGAAGCCUGCUCUCUUCCUAGACAUAGAUAUUCAUUUCAUUCUCAUACCGCCGCCUGUCCUCAGUCUCUCCUCUUGCGCAGCACUUCACGUCUACGACCACCACUCAACCGGCACUCACUUCCGCCUCCGCUCUCCGUCUUCCUGAGCCUGGUCGUAUCUCAUCUUCAUACGUUGCACCUACGCUCGGGGUAAUCAAAGUCAGCGCUCCUUCAACCCCUUUUUCAAUGUCGUCUACCUCAAGGAACGCCCCGCCGUUGCCCGCAUCGGACAGGGCCGUCCAGGUCCUGGACGGGGCAGCGCUGCUGGCGCGCCUGGAGCUAGCACAGAAGCAAGUUGCGCAAGGCGCUAAGGCUGCACAGCAUGGCGCACACCAAAGUCUAGAAGGCAGGGCUCUGACAGAAGAGGGAGGAGAGGCCGUGAAUGCUCCGUACCCAAAAGAGGCAGGCAAUCGCAGGAGCAACGCAGCCUCCUCCGCCUUGGCCGCCCCUCCACCAGGGACCUCAGACGAGGCCGAGACUUUGUCUGCCAAUCACCGCGAGGAGCAACGCAGGCAAGACGACAAUCGACCUCGAGGAUCGCAUCCCGUCACCACGGCAACCCAUCAGAUGCCGCUACUGGCAUCGGGAUCGCGGUCCUCCCACGACCAGGUGGAUCCAGACAUCAUCGGGAGAGUCUCUGCUUCUGCCCACACUCCUCUAGCCACCUCAAGCGAUCACCUCGUUGCCCCGCCUCCUCUCCUUAUCCUCGACCUCCGUCCACUUCACUCCUUUCUGCAGACUAGGCUCAUCGGUUCCAUCAAUCUUGCCCUUCCCAGCCUUAUAGUCAAGAGGAUCAAGCGGACCUCUGCUGCCUCUGCCGCUCCCGCUCCCACGGGCGGCGUCAAGCAGAAGAGUACCGCCAUGAUGGCUGGGCGUGGAGCUGCUGGCCACGCUUCAGCAGCAGCAGCAGUGGCGAGCUCCUCCCCUCUGCUACAGCUCUCCACCUACAUCACCACCACAGCAGGCAAGCGCAAGUUCCAACAGAUCCUCGAUCGUAUGUCCGAAGACGGUGAGGCGGCUGCAUCCUCGCCAGUAUCUCCCAAGGCGAGAAGAACUACGACCUCCGAUCGCAGCGAUGCCGCCGACCCAAUGGUCAUCGAGACGCUGGCAAAGUCAGAGGUCAUUGUCGUCUGUGAAGAUGGCGAUAGGGCAGCUACUGCUACCGCUGCUGCUUUGGAAGCCUCCAACGCUCUCUGUACUGCCAUCGCUGGUAUCAAGGCUUCUUGGGCAGGUUCUAGUGGAGGAGUCGGACUGUACACUGAGGACCUCUCUGGAUUGGCUUCCAGCUCCGCGGCAGAGAGCUGGCUAGAGCGUGGUGAAGAGGAGGGCUUUGGGGCGAGCACAAGUUCGACCAAUGGACUCUCGCAGACAGCAGAGAAUGCAAAAGCAAGCACCUCCUCCCUUCCAGACUUCAAGAAUUUCUCCUUGGGUUCAUUCGCAUCCUCGUCUCCGAUGAGUUCUAGUGGUCCCAGCUCCCCAUCGUCAAGUGGGCCAAAGGAUGGCUAUGUGCGACCUCCGACUCUGCUGCCAGGCAAGAAGCAAGGGCGACCUUCCCUGGCGCGGCUAGACACGGGCGAAGGCCGAAAGAGUCUCAGUCUCAAUGCUGCCGGUACACCUUCCUCUCAAGUCUUCCCUCCCGGAGUCAGAGGCGCCACUAGUCGUUCUGCGUCGGGAGAUCACCCUCGAGGUGCCCCUUACUCUCGUUCCCCUCCUCAAGCAGAGAUGUCCUUCCAGAAUCUCGCCCGUUUGCAGUCUCAAUCUGGUCCCUCGGCAGCCAGCUUUGCAGACAUGUCUCUCCCCUUCAAUCCUGCCAGUCUGGCCCUCGGCGGAUCUGGCGGUGGAGGACUGACAAGGGCGCAGACGGAUCGAGCUCUAGCCAGGCGUGGGAGCGUCUUUACUGAAGAGCCCGUCUCUCAGCAGCCAUCACACGCCACAAAGGUCCUAUCUCCUUCGCCCCUUCAUCCAGGCAUGGUCGAUGACAGCAAGCCCGCCUUUGACGUUUCGGAGAUUGUGCCCGGAUUCCUGUACCUCGGUCCAGACAUUGCAACUGAAGAGGAGGUGGAGGAGCUCAAAGUCCGAGGUGUCAAGGCAAUUCUGAAUUGUGCGGUAGAGGUGAGCGAUAAGAGUGGCAAGAAGGGCGGAGCAGCAAAGGAGCAAGACAGGGCCGCUUCUUCCGUUGGUGAGACGAGUGCGGUGCUCCUCAGCACUCACGAGAACGGCACAGCCACUGUCGGCGCUGGCGCUGGUGCCGCUGCUGCUCUCGGCGAUGAGGAAGGCAACACCGAGACCCUCUCCCUGGGCGAAGACUUUAGCUACCUCAAGCUCCCCCUCUACGACAAUGUCGAAGCCCUGGAUGUCCUCUCGCACCUUCGCACAGGCUUCAACUUUAUCUCUUCGGCCCACUCGCAGCAUAAACCCGUCUAUGUACACUGUCGAGCUGGAAAAUCUCGCAGCGUUACAGUGGUCAUUGCAUACUUGAUGAGGUCUAAAGGAUGGAGUUUGAGUGAAGCGUACGAUUUUGUAAAGGCGAGGAGGACAGAUGUGAGCCCUAAUAUUGGAUUUGUGAGCUUGUUGAUGGAAUGGCAGGAUCAGGUUGCGGCCGAGGCGGCUACUGGUGCGGCGGGUCAGGGUGAUGGUAGCGGUAGCGGUCCGGAAGCUGGAGUGGAUAAGCUGGAGUUGAAGCAGGAGACGGGUGCAGGACAUGCCCUCCCUUUGUAGUGUAGGAGCGCAUGGGCGGGAGGCAGAGGCAGAGGCAGAGGUCCGGUUCAAGUACCCUUCCAUUUCCCUCAUGCAUGCACGCGAGCAAUAUCAUACCAUGCCAAAAGUCAAUCCAAAGUGGAG